Pseudomyrmex gracilis is the source of this 1503-nucleotide messenger RNA. Its product is annotated as zinc finger protein 90-like. Lineage: Eukaryota; Metazoa; Arthropoda; Insecta; Hymenoptera; Formicidae. Gene Ontology annotation, biological process: regulation of transcription by RNA polymerase II. The transcript has 2 exons. The coding region runs from base 55 to 1503 and encodes 482 amino acids. Gene Ontology annotation, molecular function: RNA polymerase II cis-regulatory region sequence-specific DNA binding; DNA-binding transcription factor activity. The record is from RefSeq and is a predicted model, not a curated record.
AUGAAAAACAAGGAAACAUAAACUUUUUCUGGAACAAUUAUACUAAAAAAAAAAAUGGCAACACAUAUAGCUGCUUUAAUUAAUAGUGAAGAGUGCAGUUCAAUGUCUAUAGGAUGUUCAUGUCACAUGUGUGGAAAAGCAAUUGAAACACUAGAAAUAUCGAAAACAUAUAUAUGUAAAGAUUGUAAAACAACUGAUAAACUUAUAUCUGAUCAGGAAAUACUGAAUGCUACUAUUCAUAAGAGCACAUGUUAUCAAAGCAAUAUAUAUGACAAAUCUUGUGAAGUAUCAUAUGUAGAUAACAACUAUGAUAAGUCUGUUGAAUCUACCUCACUCAAUCAGAAAAAUGUUUGCUCAACAUUGAGACCAUUUACAUGUGACAAAUGUGACAAAUCUUUUAAAGUUAAACAGAAUUUGAUUAGACACAAAAAAAAUCAUUCAACAUUGACAUCAUACACAUGUGACAAUUGCGACAAGUCUUUUAAACGCAAAGACCUAUUAAAUAUGCACAAAAAACACUUUCAUUCAACAUUAAAACUAUAUGCAUGUGACAAAUGUGACAAAUCUUUUAAACGCAAAGACUACUUAAAUAUACACAAAAAAUACUUUCAUUCAACAUUAAAACUAUAUGCAUGUGACAAAUGUGACAAAUCUUUUAAAGUUAAACCGAAUUUGAUUAGACACCAAAAAAAUCAUUCAACAUUGACAUCAUACACAUGUGACAAUUGUGACAAGUCUUUUAAACGCAAAGACCUAUUAAAUAUACACAAAAAAUACUCUCAUUCAACAUUAAAACUAUAUGCAUGUGACAAAUGUGACAAAUCUUUUAAAUAUAAAUAUAAUUUACUUACACACAAAAAAGGUCAUUCAACAUUGACAUCAUACACAUGUGACAAUUGUGAUAAGUCUUUUAAAUUUAAAAGUAAUUUAAUUAGACACAAAAAAAUUCAUUCAACAUUGAGACCAAAUGCAUGUGAUACAUGUGACAAGUAUUUUAAAUGCAAAGACCACUUAAAUAGACACAACAGAAUCUUUCAUGCAACAUUGAAAACAUAUGUAUGUAACGACAAUAAUAAAUCUUUUAAAAGAACAGAUGAUUUACAAAAGGAUAAGAAUCAUUUCCAUCCAAAAGUUUGUGUAUCUGACAAGUGUGAACAAUAUAAAUUGGAAUCAUUUCAAUCAGAAAAAGACAUUUAUAAUUUAGAAUAUCAAAACUCAAACGGAAGUGAUCAAGCGGUAUUGCAGACCAAUGAUUCUAUUACAAACAUUGAUGUGAAUUAUUUGACCGAAAAUGUAGAAAGUGAAAAACCAUUAAAUACUUAUAUCGCACAUCAUCAAAGUUCAAAUACAGAUGAAACAUAUCUUCAGUGUAACACAAAUGCGUAUGACGUAGAAACCAAAUAUAAUCUGUCAGAUGAACAACUUUUGAUUGAAAUAAACGAAGUAUUACAAUGUAACGAUAAUCCAGAAAUUAGUUUGUUAGACAAGUUUUUAUUUUUAUAA